Brassica rapa (field mustard) is the source of this 1470-nucleotide messenger RNA. Its product is annotated as putative ETHYLENE INSENSITIVE 3-like 4 protein. Gene Ontology annotation, cellular component: nucleus. Gene Ontology annotation, molecular function: DNA-binding transcription factor activity; DNA binding. The record is from RefSeq and is a predicted model, not a curated record. NCBI's taxonomy places the organism in Eukaryota, Viridiplantae, Streptophyta, Magnoliopsida, Brassicales, Brassicaceae.
UCACGUAAUAAUAAACUAAAGUCCAUAACUCGAAAUCUGAUGAUGGACUAAAGAAGCAAAAUGGUUGAAGUCGAAGAAUUAGAACCACUUAGUCCCGUUGAAGACGGAGACGAAGGAGAAGAAGAAGAAGAGGAAGACAUAAGCUACGAUGACCUCAAAAGACGAAUGUGGAAAGACCAAAACCUCAUGGAGAAGCUCAAGCAGCAGAAACGAGACAACACCGACGUCGUUUCGCUUCCAACGCACCGAGCCGAAGCUUCACGUCGCAAGAAGAUGGCUCGUUCGCAAGACUCGGUGUUGAAGUACAUGAUGAAGAUCAUGGAGGUUUGCAAAGCGAAAGGGUUUGUCUACGGUAUCGUACCGGAAAAGGGUAAACCGAUAACCGGUUCUUCCGAUAGUUUAAGACGUUGGUGGAAAGAAAACGUUGAUUUCGACCAAAACGCUCCAAACGCUGUCGCUGGUUACUUAACACUCGCGGCUGCUGCGGCUGAGCUGAUCGAGAAGGAGCCAUCGAGUUUAUUACACAUGUUACAAGAGUUACAAGACACGACUCUAGGCUCGUUGUUAUCGGCGUUAAUGCAACACUGCGCGCCGCCGCAACGACGGUUUCCGUUAGAGAAAGGCAUCGCGCCUCCGUGGUGGCCGACGGGGACGGAGCUUUGGUGGGGAGAGCAAGGAGCGGCUCACGAGCAGGGCGUGCCGCCGUAUCGUAAGCCGCACGAUUUGAGGAAGUCUUGGAAAGUUAGCGUUCUCGCGGCUGUGAUCAAACACAUGUCGCCUAACUUGGGAAGAGUGAGACGUCUCGCGAGACAAUCCAAAUGUUUACAAGAUAAGAUGAUGGCUAAGGAGACUGAUACUUGGUCUCGCGUAUUAAACCAAGAAGAGGCUCUUCUAAAUAUCAAAGACCUCAAGAUCUCGGAGGAUCAAGAAGCUUCCGGGUCCAAGACCAAGAGAAAAGGUGAUAAUAUUAUAGAACCGUCUAAGAGUGUUUACACUUGCCAAAAUUCGAGCUGUCCGAAGAGUGAUGCGAGUCUUGGAUUCAUGGACAAGAACUCGAGAACGGGCCAUGAGAUCCAGUGUCUCUACGGGUCUUCGAGCCAGAGCACGGGAGAGACAAGCUCCGUGCUCGAAACAGCACCAAGUAUUGGUACUAAUACGACUAGUGAAGAUGAUUAUAGUGCGAGCUCGAGCGCAAUGGGCAAGCGAGAUCAUGAUGAUCAUAGCAAUUGGUUGGAUUAUUUAUGGUACGAGAGGAUGCAACAAGAGUUUAAUUUCUCUAGGAGAUUAGAAGAUGUUGAUGAUGAUACUGCGGUGGACUUGAACCAACUACUGGAAUCAGAUCAGUCGUCUGACAAUGUGGACCACAAUAAUUUUUCAGUUUGGGAUAUGGGUUGUGAAGACAAAGACAUAUAUAUGUUCGAUUAUUAAUAAACUUGUCACUAAAGAUUAAGUCUCUAGUGUGCUUUACAA